AUGUCUUUACGUUCUUUGGGCAAUGAUGAUCAGCACCACCAUGCCGAAGAAGAGGAACAAUUAAACGAUGACGGAACGACAAAUCUAAUUGUACAUAGAAGCAACACUCGUCACCACAGUAGUAAUCAUAACAACAAUCGUAGUAUUGCUAAUAACAAUGGAGAAUUUAGUUUGGGAAAUGUAUUUAACGGUUUGAUUGAAUUGAUAUCGGGAAAGAGAAUGAUGACUUCUCCUCGUGGUAAUGCCUUUGAUGAACAAUUAUCAAGUGAUGAAAUGGAUGAAUUAUUGGAAACAAAUGAUGAUGAGGCAACACAAGUUUCUUCUUCGAGAGCUAUUGGUGUUUUCAAUCAUCAUGUCUUGUACUCAAUUUAUGGAUUCAAUGUAAAUCCUGAUAGAACUUCUGAAUAUAGUGUACCUUCUCAAUGGGAGCAAAUACCUAGAGAUGUUCUCCUUAUUGUAUUUUCAUUCUUGCCUUAUGAAUCUCUGAUCAUGUCCAUUUCUCAAGUCUCAAAGGAGUGGCUAUUCCUCUCUCAACAGAAUAUUUUGUGGGAGAAAUUCUUUCUUAAACAAUUGUUUCCAUCAAAACAUUCCAAAUUCAUCUUUUCCUCAUUCCAAGGUUCGAAAUACUUACCAGAGAUUGAUAAAAAGGAGAAUUUAUUAGAAUCCCUUCAGAGUAGAUUUUACAUUCCACUCUUUGAUCCAAAUCCUAAUAAUAAUGAUAGUACAAGAUUUGAGGGUGAGGUUGAGGAUGAAAAGAGAAAGGAAAUUAAAAUUAGAAUCGAGGGAGAAAUUGAGGAAGAGUUGGAGGAUAAAUUCAAACAAAAUCACUAUAAUUUGAGGAAUAUUUUGGGAGAUAAGGCAGUUAGUAGUAUUGGUACAAGUGAAAUUAAUAGAUAUGAAAGAGAGUUUUACACUCUUUUACAUGCACCAUAUAUUUGCUCAUUCUACAAGCUUUGCUUCCAAAAAUUGAACAAUUUUGUUUCAACAGCAACCAAACAAUUAGAAACUCAUAACAAGGGAAGAGAAAAAUUGGAAAACAUGUAUGAAAUGUGUCACAAUACUCAAUAUUAUUUCACAUUCUUUUUGGGAGUGCCAAUUUCCACAGCCUCUGCCACUCUCUGUCUCAUAUUACAACUAAUCAAAAUGAAUUUCGACAUGUUUUCCGUAUCAAUGGACGAUCCUAACGCAAUCGAUGGAUACUGGAUAUUACCUUUUGCAUUUUUAUAUCCACCACUGUUUUGUGGUAUUAUUGUAUUAUUUCAACAAUUUACAAAGGCCUAUUUGAGAUUUAAACUCAAAUCAAGACAAACUGUUCAAGGAGUAUUGGUCAUCCUUAUUGGAUUAAUUUUCAUAUUUGGCUUGACUGGAUUCUUCUUUAUGGUUAAUCUUUCCUGUAUAUUCCCAUUAUCUGCCAAAUAUUUGAUGGAUGAUACUCCUGGCAUUGAGAAUAUCAAAUUCUAUGCUUUUAAGAGAAUUGUAAAUAACUAUUCCUUUAUAAUGUCACCUUUCCUAAUUGCUUUCAUUCUAAUUACAGUUGUCUCUUGGAUUUCUCAAACAAUAACAUUAACUGCAGCAUUGGGAGGAAAUAGAAGACAAUUAAUUAUUAGAAAUAUUAUCAAUACGGCUCUUCACUUAUUUUUCUGUUUACUGAUUGGAGGAGCUUUUGUUUUACUUCACUACAGCCAAAAAGCAGAUGCUUCACCUGAUGAUGAGGAUGGAUUGGCAGCUACAAUUUCAUAUAUUGUUAUUGGUAUGCAUGUUUUAAUUGCCAUCAUGCACGUUGCAACAUGUUUAAUGUUUGGAUUUAUUCUGAAACGAUUCUGUACCAUGUUUACUCCUCCUGCUAAAAGACCUAAAAUGAAAAAGCUUGGUAUUGCCUUGAUGAUUAAUGUAGUCUUUCUCUUCAUUUGUUCGUUAGGUCUGGAAGUAAUGAUGGGUGUAAAUUAUAGACUAUUCACUUUGCCAUUGAUUCCAACCCCAACAAUUUUAUGUAUUGGAUUCUAUAUUGUUUCUGCCAUGUACAAACUUUGGAUUUCUUGA
Naegleria gruberi is the source of this 2040-nucleotide messenger RNA. RefSeq names its product F-box domain-containing protein. Lineage: Eukaryota; Heterolobosea; Eutetramitea; Acrasida; Naegleriidae. The record is from RefSeq and is a predicted model, not a curated record. The transcript has 2 exons. Gene Ontology annotation, molecular function: protein binding. Bases 1 to 2040 code for a protein of 679 amino acids.